This is a messenger RNA of Tribolium castaneum (red flour beetle), 1222 nucleotides long. RefSeq lists its product as uncharacterized. NCBI's taxonomy places the organism in Eukaryota, Metazoa, Arthropoda, Insecta, Coleoptera, Tenebrionidae. The transcript is spliced from 5 exons. The coding region runs from base 677 to 1108 and encodes 143 amino acids. The record is from RefSeq and is a predicted model, not a curated record.
UUUAAUUAAUUAAUUUCGAAACUCAUUACGCAAUUUCAUCAAAACGAAUUCAUCAACAACUAAUAAGCGUCGAUAUUAACUAACAACUUAAUCAAUCCCGGCUGAAAAACCUACAAUAUCCGAAAUUAGAAGAAUCGGCGAAAACUGGAUAAACUUCUUAAGCCGUCCAAAUGCCAAAAAACUUUCCUCCGCGACUGCACAAAAAAUUACGUUUUCGAGAUAGUGCAGAUAAUGUUAUGAAAGAACAUCUCCUGGCAUAAGUUGGAUUUGCCAAGCUGGUCCCACUGUCAACAUCAAUUUCGUCACAAUACUGAUGCGUAUUUUUCGCAAAUGGCAAAUACUUUGAGUACCUACGAGGAUAAGGGUUUUAUCGCUCACACAUCACCUGAACAAAAUAUCGUUGCUUAAAUCACUUCUUCUGGUUCAAUAGGAUUAAAAUAUGAAUUCCGUUACAAAGAGUAAAUAUGUCCACACCACGUAAGCUCACCUAAAAAUAAAACAAUAAAGCUUAAUCUGAAUUUUACGUCGCGAGGUAGAAGUAAUAAAUUUAAAUUCGGCGCCAAAACUGACAAGCGCUUGCGUUGUCCACCAUUAACCCUGUGAAGAACGCCGUAUAACCAACCUGUAUAACGCCGAUUUCUCGUAUCAUCGAAGUUAAUUAGCAAUUAUUUGCAAAAUGGGAUUAGCUUUCAGUCUAAUUCGCGGAUAUAUAGCUGCGUAUCGCAACGGCACCUCCGUUGCAAAACGUGACCAAGGAUCUGGCACCCUUGUUGAGUCGGAGCUUGGAAACAUUUUGAAGACGGCAGCUGUAUUUUUCUGCAUAAGGCUCCUGCUGAGAUGUAUCAUCUUUCUAGGCUGGGGCCCGCUUGUUCUGAGGAACCGACCCGAGGGCGAACCCGCGGACCGUAGAGGCCGCCGCCGGGCUUUGGAAGAGCCACCGCCAACCCCCCAUCGGGAGAGAAGGGGCGAGGGAGACUCCCCCUCUUUCACGCCGCGGCUCGACCCGAUUAAAGAAGAAGACGAGGGUCUGGCCAGCGACGAAGGCGAUGGGGGUCGGAGAGCCCCCUCUUCGGGAGUACGCCGUAGAUUACGGAAGAGAAGACGCUAAAAGCGAAUUCAAUUGAAAUGUUUAAAUUAAAUAAUUAAAUCAACAAUAUAGUUCAGUACUUAUGUGUUAUCAGUUGAUAACUUUGUAAAAGUUGAUAAUUAAAUUCAAAAUGUA